AUGGCUUCCGCAGUCUCGGGCCGCGACUUUGGCCUGGGCAUUCUCGUCGGCGCCGUGGCCGCCAUCCUCGUGGCCUCGCUCGUCUUCGUACUGGUCCUGCGCUCGACCGACAUUUACAGCCUGGGCCACUGGAAGCUCAACCUGCAGACGCCCCUGGAGUCCAUGUGGAUGAAUCUCGGCUACUGGAAAACGCCGCAAGGGACGCCCGUGGACCGGUUUGCCGACGCCUGCCUGGGGCUUCUGACGGAGAUUUUGACGACGGCGGGCCUCGUGAAGCGAGACUAUGCUGGAGGCUUCCAAGCCCAGACGCGCGGCGCCGUUUCCGUGCUCGACCUCGGGUUCGGCUGCGGCGACCAGACGCUCGCCCUGGCCCGCCUCAUCGCCCCAUCGUGGCCCGACUUUCGCUACGUCGGCCUCACCCUCAACGAGUCGCAGCGCCAGACGGCGUCCCGGGCGCUGCACCGCGAGGCAGCAUCGGGAGCCGCUGAUGCCCCGGACCAGGCCUCCUUCAAGCUGUUUUGCGCCGACGCCGCCAGACCCGGCACCUGGACCCCAGCCGCGCGCGAUGCCGUGCGGGAGCUCGCGGACAAGCGGUUCAAGGAGCGCUGGCUGCUGGCCCUCGACUGCCUGUACCACUUUUCGCCGUCGAGGAAGCCCGUCCUGGAGCUGGCGGCGCGCAGCCUCGGCGCCAACCUCAUGGCCUUUGACCUGGUCCUCGACGAAAAGGCCUCGUGGCGAGACACGGUGCUCGUGAGGCUCGUGGGCCUCAUGAUGAACUGCCCGCUCUACACGUUCCUCACCGAGGCGCAGUACCGCCAGCAGCUGGCGCAGUGCGGCUACGACCCGGAGCAGACGGUCAUCCGCGACAUUUCCGACGACGUGUUUGCGGGCGUCGCGGGGUACCUGCAGCGCCAGGAGCGCGCGCUGAGCCCGUACGGGAUAUCGAUUGGGGGGUUCAAGCUGGCGGGGCGGCUCUUUGGCUGGUUCGACCGAUCGAGGGUCGUCAAGGCCGUCAUCGUCGUCGCGCGGGCGAGGGACGAAUGA
This is a messenger RNA of Purpureocillium lilacinum, 1044 nucleotides long. RefSeq lists its product as uncharacterized. Lineage: Eukaryota; Fungi; Ascomycota; Sordariomycetes; Hypocreales; Ophiocordycipitaceae. The record is from RefSeq and is a predicted model, not a curated record.